GGUCACAUGACUCGGGGAGUGCUCCUGCCCUGGGAGAGGCUCAGCUCAGAGGGAGAGAGGACAGCAGAGCCCACGGCCUGAGCAGCCCUGCUUGGGGAGCUGAAGAUCUUCUCCACAGAGGGAGGACGGAGCAGGCAGCAGAGACCAUGGAGACCCGCUCAGCCACUUCCCACAGAGGACUCCUUCCUUGGCAGGGGCUCCUGCUCGCAGCCUCACUUUUAACCUUCUGGAACCCACCCACCACUGCCCAAAUGACUAUUGAUUCGGUGCCUAGCGAUGCUGCUGAAGGGGGAGAUGUUCUUCUACUUGUCCGCAAUCUAUCAGCCAAUAGUAUUGCCUAUAGCUGGUUCAAAGGGGAAACUGUUACCUCCAACAAUCAGAUUGCAGCAUAUUUGGUAGCUGAUGGAACAACUACACAGGGGCCUGCAUACAGCCAUCGAGAGACAAUAUACCCCAAUGGAUCCCUGCUGUUCCGGAACGUGAUUCUAGGGGACACAGGAGUGUACACCCUACAAGUUACGCAACCUAAUUUCCUGACUGAAAUAGCAUCUGGACAGUUCCGAGUACACCCGGCGCUACCCAAACCCUCCAUCACAAUCAGCGACUCCAACCCUGUGGAAGGAAAGGACUCUGUAGUGUUAAUAUGUGAACCUGAGACUCAGAACACAACCUACCAGUGGUGGAUAAACGGUCAGAGACUUCAAGAUGGUAAUAGGCUGAACCUGUCCGAUGAUGGCAGGAGUCUCACUUUGUUCAAUGUCACAAGAAAUGACACAGGACCCUAUGAGUGUGAAACCUGGAAUCUAGUGAGUGGCAACCGAAGUGACCCAGUGACCCUGAACAUUUCCUAUGGCCCGGAUGCCCCCAGCAUAACGCCCACAGACUCAUAUUUCUAUCCGGGGACAAACCUCAACCUCUCCUGCCAUGCAACCUCUAACCCUCCUGCACAGUAUUCUUGGUUUUUCAAUGGGAAUCACCUGCAAUCCACGCAGGAGCUCUAUCUCCCCAGCAUCGCUGCAAAUCAUAGCGGAUCUUAUACCUGCAGCGUCCAUAACCCCACCACUGGCCUCAAUAGGACCACAACCAAGAAUAUUACAGUCAUUGAGCCGGUGUCUCCACCCUCCAUCCAAGCCACCAACACCACAGUGGCAGAAGAGGACUCUGUGGUCCUGACCUGCCUCACAGGUGACACCGGAGUCUCCAUCCGGUGGGUCCGCGAUGACCAGCCUCUGCGGCUCACAGACAGGAUGACGCUGUCCCCGAACAGCAGCGUCCUCACCAUAGACCCGGUCAGGAGGGAAGAUGCUGGGGAAUAUCAGUGUGAGGUCUUCAACCCUGUCAGUUCCAGAAGAAGCAGCAUUAUCAGGCUGGAGGUGAAAUAUCCAGUAAGAGAAGAUUCUGACCUCUCAGGUGGGGCCAUUGCCGGCAUUGUGGUUGCAGUUGUGGCCGGGGUGGCUCUGAUAGGUGCCCUGGCGUAUUUCCUGUUUUUCAGGAAGAUCGGCCGGGCAAGCGACCAGCAUGAUCUCACAGAGCACAAACCCUCAGUCUCCAGCCACAGUAAGUAAAGCCACUCACCCAGUCAGAACGGGUAUGUCCCACCGUGUGCCCUACCCUGACAGAGAACCCCAGAUUCACCAACUACUCCCUCCCCUCUGAAUUUUUUACGAGGGGAUCUCCACUUCCCAGCCCUAAGUUGAUGCAGGUCCUCAAACCCUUCCUAGCCACAAGGGUGCCCUGAGACACAGACUGGAAAGAGGCUCCCUGCACCUAAGCUAGGCAGGUGCCAAGAGUCAUUUCUUCAUCCUUACUCCUUCCCUCCUUCCUCUAUUACGGACGUGGGCAUUCUCCCUCGGUGAGAGUUUCCUUGCCUCAUGGGUGCGCUGGGUGCUAUGGGCCCUCACUGCCCCUCCUUGCCAUUGGAGCAUGUUGCUAAGAAACACAUCUGGGGGAAGGAAAAAAAAAAGAUCAAGCCCUUGUGAACUGGUAGAAAUCUUCAGAGGUGAACUGAGGCCUCUCGUGGCUCUAUCCCCGCCCGUCCUCUGGUUCUAGUGCACUGAGUCUGGACCACAGACUCUGGGGGAAGCAAAUUCCUUAAGUGAUCAUGGGCUUGCUCUCCCAGACUCCCCAAAAUCACCCCUUGCUUCAUCCUUCAGCCAAAUCAUCAGGCCUUAAAUCCACUUUGCAUUUUCAUGGAGUGGUAACUCUUCUUUUGC
Molecule: messenger RNA, 2213 nt
Organism: Fukomys damarensis (Damara mole-rat)
Lineage: Eukaryota; Metazoa; Chordata; Mammalia; Rodentia; Bathyergidae
Gene: Ceacam1
Product: CEA cell adhesion molecule 1
Exons: 7
Coding region: 147-1565 (472 amino acids)
Biological process (GO): signal transduction; regulation of immune system process
Cellular component (GO): plasma membrane; cell surface
Molecular function (GO): protein tyrosine kinase binding
Source: RefSeq, a predicted model, not a curated record